ACCUCUCGCAGAGCGCGUCGCACGUCCGAGUACCGGCCGCCGCCCGUCAUCAGUAGUCGCCGUACCGCGCAGCCACGUAACCUCUCACCUUCUUAGUUUUUAGUAGUCGGUAGUGUGGAGGAGAGUGCGGAGAGAGAGAGAGAGAGAGAGAGAGAGAGAAAGAGAGAGAGAGAGAGAGAGAGAGGGAGAGAGGAGUAAAGUAAUUGGCGAAGGGAGAUCAAGGGAAGAGAGAGAGAGAGAGAGAGAGAGAGAGAGAGAGUAAUAUCGGAGUCAAAAGAGCGAGCGAGAGGUCGACAGCCUUUUUCCCUCGUGUACUCUAUUAGUCGUCGUCGUCAUCGUCCUCGUACUCGUCCUCCUCGUCGUUGUCGUCGUCAUCCUUGCCGCCUUGUCGUUGUCGUCGUCGUUGUCAUCGUCGUCAUCCGGCGCGUCGACAGGUGCGGGUAUAUAUCCUAACCCGUUUCGCCAAUACCUCCUUCACCGUCAAUAAUCGCGCUCUCGUCGUAGUGCCGCGCGAUCAUCAGCAUACGCACCACCCUCCGUAAUCCGGAGUGUGACCGAAAGGUAGAGAUAGAGCGAAAGAGAGGGAGAGAAAGCUCCGAAACGUAGUUGGAGCACCGGUACAACUGGAACAAGUUCCGAGGGAAGUCUCGCGCGUGUCGUGACACCACCCCCUUUUCGUACGUCACGAGCCUUGCCGCGACGACGCUCGCCGCUGUCGUCGGCGACGAGAUCACUGUCGCGAGCGACCGAGGAGCACCGUCUGCAACUGCAGCAGCAUCGUUUACCCACAACAGCACUAGACAGCACUUCCUACUACGGACUCGAGCGAACUUGCCGUCGCUUCCAUCCCGGGCACGCGAGACCCUCGCGACGACGACGACAACGAGUAAUCGUGCGCCGCGCGCUGCUAUGGAGUCCCAGAACCAGGAGAUCGUAGCGAGUGGCUCGCCCGCCGAGGUGCCGAACGAUCCAGGGAAAAUGUUCAUCGGCGGCCUAUCUUGGCAGACCAGUCCAGAGAGCCUCAGGGAGUAUUUCACCAAGUACGGAGACAUUACAGAGGUUAUGGUUAUGAAAGAUCCCACCACACGACGAUCAAGGGGUUUCGGAUUCAUCACAUUCGCAGACCCUGCGAGCGUAGACAAAGUGCUGGCGCAGGGCAAUCACGAACUGGACGGCAAGAAAAUCGACCCAAAGGUAGCAUUUCCUAGGAGAACACAUCCAAAGAUGGUGACAAGGACAAAGAAGAUAUUCGUCGGGGGAUUAUCGGCGCCGACGACGCUGGAGGACGUCAAAAAUUACUUCGAACAAUUCGGUCCGAUCGAAGAUGCUAUGCUGAUGUUCGACAAGCAAACUAACAGGCAUAGAGGCUUUGGAUUUGUCACGUUUCAAAGCGAGGAUGUCGUCGACAAAGUCUGCGAGAUCCAUUUCCACGAAAUUAACAACAAAAUGGUCGAAUGCAAGAAGGCACAGCCAAAGGAAGUGAUGCUUCCAGCGAAUCUGGCGAAGACGCGAGCGGCCAGCAGAGGCGCAUACGAUUUUAUGUGGUCUCUGGGAGCAUUACCUGAUGGUUUCCCAGCGGCAGCGUACGCGGCAUACGCGGCGGGCCGCGGCUAUUCUGGGUACCCUAGUUUCGGAUUACCCUACCCGACAGGAGCGGUCGUGUACCGCGCAGUGGGGCCAAGGGUAGGCCGAGUGUCCGUGAGCCCCAGCGGGGGUUGCACCGUGGAUCUAACCAAUGGACAACUCACCCCAAACAACAACACGCCCUUACUUACACAAGCACUUUCUGUGAUGAACAACUACCAGUCAGUCGCAAGCUACGUCCAGGCCGCAGCUAGCCCGCAGCCCCCCACGACCGCGUUCCCCGCGAUCGCCGUAUCCCGUGCCCCGCUCAACUACAGUCCCGGUCCUCUAAUACCAGCGGCGUUCACUAAUGGCUACCAUUGAGCCUUGUUAAGACCUAAUAACAGGAUGGACGAGACGGCAGAACGCAGCACGGUCGCCUGAUAUAAUAAGCAACACGGACGAUUUGAGGCAGCUAAACAGUGGACGAUCUCUGGACGAAAAAAAUAACACGCCUACUGUAUAAAUACAAAGAUAUAAAUAAUGAUCAAAAGUUGCAAUAUAUUAAAAAACGGAUAAUGUCGAACAGAAGGCAACUAUCAAAUAAGAUCUAAUCGAUGCAACUUCGAAAUCCGGAUUGUAAAUAACCGGAUGUAAUAUUACGCGAAUAUGCAAUAAUGCAUUAAGAAAGAAUUUAGAGCAUUAGUCGAAUCCAGUUGGAUGCAACUAUAGAUAGAGAGAAGAAAAUUAAUCCUGUUGAUGAAUAAGGGAAAAAACUGACGCGCAACGGGGAAGACGUCCAGAGUAGACCAGAGGAAAAAGACGAGAAGAGCGACAGGAAGACCGACCGUCAGACAGAAACCGGAAGAGGUAACAACGCGCGCUGCGUUAGGCUAAUUAUGGCCGAAACUGCGUAUUAACGCCAGCCCGUUC
This is a messenger RNA of Mycetomoellerius zeteki, 2496 nucleotides long. It is a transcript of the gene Rbp6, whose product is annotated as RNA-binding protein 6. The transcript is spliced from 16 exons. Gene Ontology annotation, biological process: regulation of translation. The coding region runs from base 910 to 1947 and encodes 345 amino acids. Lineage: Eukaryota; Metazoa; Arthropoda; Insecta; Hymenoptera; Formicidae. Gene Ontology annotation, molecular function: mRNA binding. Gene Ontology annotation, cellular component: cytoplasm. The record is from RefSeq and is a predicted model, not a curated record.